This is a messenger RNA of Drosophila rhopaloa, 720 nucleotides long. RefSeq lists its product as uncharacterized. The coding region runs from base 71 to 613 and encodes 180 amino acids. The transcript is spliced from 2 exons. The record is from RefSeq and is a predicted model, not a curated record. NCBI's taxonomy places the organism in Eukaryota, Metazoa, Arthropoda, Insecta, Diptera, Drosophilidae.
GGGAGGUUUCUUUGUAUGGUUGAUUGCAGUUCUUGCUUGCUGCCCAGUGACCAAGAUAGAAGCCCAAUUUAUGGCAUUGCCUGCUAAUCCCGACUAUGUGACUCAAGAAUCGGAGUCAAAAGAAUCUCUAAAGGGGGAUACAUUCAACCAAGAGCUAUUGAAUCAAGUCCAGCUUGAAUUGAACGCUCAGUUGAUCAUUAACUCAGAUUUGAUGUCGAAAGUCAAGAAGCGUAGGGAUUUUUUGGACUAUAUCAACCGAAGUGCAGUCAGAGCCAUGCAAAAGUUUAAUACGACGAAUAACGCUGUGAUGAAGGCCAAUCAAAUAUUGUCCCAAAAGAAAAUUAAAAUCGAUUACAGUUGGCUCUUGAUGGAGCGCUGCCGAAACAUCCAAUUCCGGGAUGAGAAGGUACGGCGAAUUGCCGACAGGCUGGCCGACAAAAGGGCCGAAGAAUUCCAUCCAAAAGCAAAGAAGCAUUUUCUAACCAAAUAUCUUAGGCUCUUGAAAGCUUUGGAGGAGCAGGUAGUUCAAGAAACGCGUGCCGGCAUGGGGUUACCCAGAAUUGAGUUAAGCACCGGAAUGCCUAAAAGUCCUCUGUCUGCAGACUUCAAUUAAUUUCAUGCUAAGGCAGUCAAUGAAUUACUUUCUUAGGUAAUUUUCUUUAAAAAUUAAUAAAAAUGAAAUGUGACGCUAUGUAAAAAUAAAAAUGAAAUGUGACGCUA